AGGCCUGGCAGAGAACUCAGAUUUCAAGAUAUCCCUCACCUCUGGAACCGCAUAUAUGGAUGCAUUCAAACGGAGUUACGAUCCUUUGUGGCAAAAAGCAUGGAAAGAACGAAUUGAACCCAAUUUGCACACUUAUCCCACAAGUGCUGAAGGUCACACCAAAAACAUAAUGAAAUCCCCUUCAAUAGCUCAUUAUGACAACUUCUUUGCCAUCAGCGUCUUGUCUGCUUUAGCGGAUUGUGAGAUAAUCGCCAAUCCCGCCAAGUACGAUGUAAAGCCUUAUGCCUACGGAUUUCAAAAGGACUCUCCCUAUUUGGGCCUGUUCAAUCACUACUUGAAACAACUUCGUGAACGAGGAACCACCAAAAAGAUACUCGAAAAAUAUGACAGCCAACCUCAAGUCUGUCCAGAUUAUAGCGGAAAGCCCUUGGGACUGAACAAUUGCUUCACGGCGUUUGUAUGUCUAAUCUUGGGCUUGUUGGUCGGACUGGCCCUAUUAGUCAUUGAAAAGUCGGCUCAAAUGAUAUCUGAUAUCACUGGCCUCAGCUUCAAUUGGCUUUAUUCAUGUGGAAAGAUGGAUCCACUCAAGGAAGAUCAGGUCAUUAUGGAAGAUGCAAAUCUUGAUUUUAUGGCCAAAGUGAUCAUUCAGGAGAAGAGUAAACGCAUUCGAGAUCUUGAGGACCAAUUGAACCUUUACCAAAACGGAUCAGUGGAAUCAAAAUCCAGCCUUUCUCUGCGAAGAAGAAAAAGAAAAGAGCGAAUGAUUGAAGGAAGCCAUCAAGGAAAGGAAACAUUUGAUUACUAUUAGAACUAAUCAGACAGGACUAGUGAUUUUUUAGAACAUUUUUGUAAUUGGAAGCAACAAGUUCAAUGACAACAAGGCAUCAUUCUGGAAGUCUGAAAUGAUUAAAACCUUGUGCUAAACCUAUUUAUUUUUGAUCAGUCACUCUAUCUCACAUGCUGUAAGUUGACGUACUUUAAAUUCUAAUAUGACACGCCCAAAAUUCCAUUCAAAGCCUGCUAUGAUCACGAAUUCAGUCUAUUUCUUGCUUGAAAAAUAAAACUUAAAAAAAAAAACAAUUGCUCGCUUAAAAGUCGAAUCAGGAGAUUCAAGAGGCCAUACAUGUUUCAAUUGAUGUUGAGCCAAGGUAUUAGUACAGAGAGAGAGCUACACCCAAAAUAACAUUUUUUGAUUUUUGCAGUACAACUCACUCAAUUAAUGAAAAUUGUUAUGAUGGACCAAGGCAGUCAGUGACAAACUGACUCAAAAUCCGGCCAAAAGUUAUGUACUAGCUGAUGAAGUCAAGUGUUCGCAUUUUUUCCCGCGCAUUGUGAGGUCUAGACAUUUUAUGGUCUCUGGACUUAAACAUUAGUGAUGGGAUCAGAUAAAUAUUCAAAAUCAAGGUUGCCGAAAAACAUGGAAAGUGUAGCACCGACAGAUUACAUCGCCACGUAAAAUUUAUAAGCCUGAGUAAAAAACAACCCUGGUUGGACAAAAGGAAAAUCAGGGUUACUUUUUG
This is a messenger RNA of Tigriopus californicus, 1520 nucleotides long. RefSeq lists its product as uncharacterized. The record is from RefSeq and is a predicted model, not a curated record. The transcript is spliced from 4 exons. Bases 56 to 808 code for a protein of 250 amino acids. NCBI's taxonomy places the organism in Eukaryota, Metazoa, Arthropoda, Copepoda, Harpacticoida, Harpacticidae.